AUGAACCCGCAAUGUUCUAAAUGUAAAGCAGCAAUAAGAAAAUAUAACUACUCAGUCAAAGAGAUAGAAAGAAUGAGAAACGACUAUGCAGAUUUAAAGAAAGAAGCAGAGAAGCCGGUAGAAGAUAAAAUGGACAUGUUAGCAUUUCUGAACAAAAACUAUCCAACUGCUGACGAUUUCCUUCUAUCUGACGUCAAGAAGAAGUAUAAAGAAACUUUCGGCAUUGUUAAAACAUUCAAUGUACUAAAAGAAGAAAUAGAAGCUACGAAACUGUUUAGGAUUUCAAAUAUACAUCGUACAAUUCAUGUAAAACGCUUGUGA
Molecule: messenger RNA, 321 nt
Organism: Trichomonas vaginalis G3
Lineage: Eukaryota; Parabasalia; Trichomonadida; Trichomonadidae
Product: organellar and viral DNA polymerase type B
Exons: 1
Coding region: 1-321 (106 amino acids)
Source: RefSeq, a predicted model, not a curated record